AUAUGGGUAAAUAAAUGAUAUUCAAUAAAUAUCCGCAGUUUAAUUGUAAUAACAUUGAAUUUCAUUUUAAAUAUUUAUAUUAAGUGUAUUCAUACUCUACUUUGUAAUUAUAUUAAAGUUAUAUUACUAUUACUUACAUACUCGUAUAUUAUGAGUGAAUUUAUUAGUAUUCAAGUCGGACAAUGUGGAAAUCAAAUUGGAAGUACAUUUUGGCCUUUAGUUUUACGUGAAUAUGGAAUAUUAAAAUCUAAUGAGACAUUUAAUCAAAUAAGAACAAUAAAAAAUGAUGAGAAGAAUGUAACGGAUGCUUUUCAUAGCUUUUUUCACGUACCUGAUAACAAAAUAAAUCAUUCUUAUAAAAAUAUUGCUGAUUUAAAUUUAGCCAAAGUUAAAGCCAGAGCAAUUUUGAUAGAUAUGGAAGAUAGCGUUGUAUCAAGAUUUAAAAGAGGUCCUUUGAGAAAUCUCUUUGAUCAAUCCUGUACAAUAACAAAUUAUCCUGGUUCAGGGAAUAAUUGGGCUGUCGGCUAUCAUACUCAUGGAAGAUUAUAUAAAAAUAAAAUUCAAAAUGUAAUAAGAAAAAGUGCAGAAAAAUGUGACAGUCUUCAUGGAUUUUUACUAAUGCAUUCUGUUGGUGGAGGAACAGGUUCAGGCUUGGGAACGGCUACUUUAAAUUUUUUAGAAGACGACUAUCCAAAUAUUAAUAAAUUUCUAUCAAGUGUAUAUCCAACAGAAACUUCUGAUGUUAUUACAGCACCUUAUAAUGUAUUAUUAGGAACAAAAGAACUAAUAGAAAAUGCUACUUGUGUGUUCCCUAUCGACAAUGAUGCACUGUUAGAUAUUUGUAAAUUUCAGAAAAAUCAAUCAAGUCACAAUAUCUCUAAGAAACCAUUCAAAGAUAUGAACAGUAUUAUUGUAAAUAUGCUUCUCCAUUUAACUAGUGGAGCUCGAUUCCCAGGUUAUUUGAAUACGGACAUGAAUGAUAUAGCAACAAACUUAGUACCGUAUCCUCAGCUAAAUUAUAUAUUUAGCAGCAUUAGUCCACUUCAUAUGAAUUCAACAGUAACAGUUUCUAAAAAUUAUCAGUUGCAAGAUGAACUUUUUACAAAUGUUUGGUCUCGAUCUCACCAAUUGUUAAAAUUAGAUCCUUUACACCCAAAAUCAUCUAUAAUUGGUGUAGCAUAUAUUUCCCGAGGUGAUUGUUCUAUUGAGAGUUUAGAAAAAAAUAUUAAAAAGUUUCAGAAAAAUAAAAAGUUUACACCUUGGAGUAAAGAAGCAACAAAAAUUGGUUUUUGUGCGAUACCACCAACAGGUCAUCCAAAAUCUCUUUUAUGUCUCUCUAAUUCUACUUUCAUGCGUGCUAUGUUUAAAAAUCGUCUUGAUCAAUUUAAUAAAUUGUAUAAACGCAAGGCAUAUUUGCAUCAUUAUACUCAAGUUGAAGGAUUUGACUUGGAACAUUUUGGUGAAGCACAAGAAAGCAUUCAACUUAUUCAUGAUCGUUAUCAAGAAGUAGAAAAUCAAAAAUAUGUUGAAACUCGACGAUUAUAUACUUUUUGAAAAUUUUGAUAAAACAAUAUUCAAUAAUUAAGUAAAUUAUUUUAAUAAUUAUAAUUUAAAAUAUAGUAAACUUUAUG
Messenger RNA from Chelonus insularis, 1631 nucleotides. RefSeq names its product tubulin epsilon chain-like. NCBI's taxonomy places the organism in Eukaryota, Metazoa, Arthropoda, Insecta, Hymenoptera, Braconidae. Gene Ontology annotation, cellular component: microtubule; cytoplasm. The coding region runs from base 151 to 1554 and encodes 467 amino acids. Gene Ontology annotation, molecular function: structural constituent of cytoskeleton; GTP binding. The record is from RefSeq and is a predicted model, not a curated record. Gene Ontology annotation, biological process: microtubule cytoskeleton organization; mitotic cell cycle. The transcript is spliced from 7 exons.